Eucalyptus grandis is the source of this 601-nucleotide messenger RNA. Its product is annotated as probable S-adenosylmethionine-dependent methyltransferase At5g38100. The transcript has 2 exons. Gene Ontology annotation, molecular function: S-adenosylmethionine-dependent methyltransferase activity. Lineage: Eukaryota; Viridiplantae; Streptophyta; Magnoliopsida; Myrtales; Myrtaceae. Gene Ontology annotation, biological process: methylation. The record is from RefSeq and is a predicted model, not a curated record. The coding region runs from base 118 to 573 and encodes 151 amino acids.
AGGAUAUUUUACCCCAAUGCGAACAAAGAUAUCAUCAAAGCAUAUGCAGCUCAAUUUGCUAAAGACAUGGAGGUUUUUCUCCGUGCUAGAGCGUAAGAAGUUGUUCUAGGAGGACUAAUGGUGCUUACCUUUAUCACCCGUCUUGACGGAGCUCCUUAUUCUCAAGUUUCUGCCAACAGGUCUUUAUAUUUGUUGGAAUCUUGCCUCGUGGACAUGGUCAAGAAGGGUACUAUAAGUGAAGAGAGAAUGGACGAGUUUAACCUGCCGAUGUAUUAUGCGUCCCCUCGAGAAAUGAAAGAAGCAGUAGAAAGGAAUGGGCGUUUCAGCAUCAAGAAAAUGGUGGAGCUAGUUGAAGGAUUAGUGGAAGCCUAUCCACUAACGGGGAAAAUGAUAGCUUCUCAAAUGAGAGCGGCUCUGGUGGGACUCUUGAAGGAGAAAAUGCAAUUUGGGAAAGAGAUGUUAGAUGAGCUCUUUGACUCGUUUGGCUGGAAGCACGAUGAGUCGUCUAUCUUUGAGCUCGUGAGAGAAAGCAGCAUCACGUUUGUUCUUCUCGAACGGAGCACUACCAACUAAGGGAAAGCAGGUCUGAUGAGUCCCAUAA